This is a messenger RNA of Lagenorhynchus albirostris (white-beaked dolphin), 4055 nucleotides long. RefSeq names its product ALG11 alpha-1,2-mannosyltransferase (gene ALG11). NCBI's taxonomy places the organism in Eukaryota, Metazoa, Chordata, Mammalia, Artiodactyla, Delphinidae. Gene Ontology annotation, biological process: protein N-linked glycosylation. Gene Ontology annotation, cellular component: endoplasmic reticulum membrane. The transcript is spliced from 4 exons. Gene Ontology annotation, molecular function: GDP-Man:Man(3)GlcNAc(2)-PP-Dol alpha-1,2-mannosyltransferase activity. The record is from RefSeq and is a predicted model, not a curated record. The coding region runs from base 36 to 1514 and encodes 492 amino acids.
ACGAAGCGCUUCCCGAGAUCGUGGGUCGGCGGAAGAUGGCGGUCGCCGCAAGGGGUUGGUGCUUGGGCGAGUUAUUGAGGUUUUUUUAUUCAUUAUUCUUCCCUGGGCUAGUUGUAUGUGGAGUUUUAUGUGUGUGUCUACUCAGUGUCCUUUGGGGAAUCAGACUGCUGCUACAGAGAAAGAAAAAGUCGGGCUCAGCUAGCAAAACUGGGAAAAAUCAAACGGUGAUUGCAUUUUUCCAUCCCUACUGCAACGCUGGCGGAGGAGGAGAAAGAGUGUUAUGGUGUGCCUUAAGGGCUCUUCAGAAAAAGUAUCCUGAAGCAGUUUAUGUUGUUUAUACUGGUGAUGCUGAUGUCAGUGGUCAACAGAUACUGGAAGGUGCUUUCAGAAGAUUUAACAUCAGAUUAACGUGCCCAGUGAAGUUUGUUUUAUUAAGGAAGCGCUACCUUGUGGAAGAUUCACUCUAUCCUCAUUUCACACUGCUGGGCCAAAGUCUGGGAUCCAUUUUUCUUGGCUGGGAAGCUCUGAUGCAGUGUGUUCCCGAUGUUUACAUCGAUUCUAUGGGCUAUGCUUUCACGCUUCCUCUGUUUAGGUAUUUAGGCCGUUGCCGAGUUGGAAGCUAUGUUCAUUAUCCCACCAUCAGCACGGACAUGCUCUCUGUAGUGAAGAAUCAAAAUGUCAGAUUUAACAAUGCAGCCUUCAUCACCAGGAAUCCUUUUCUCAGCAAAGUAAAGCUUAUCUACUACUAUCUAUUUGCUUUUCUAUAUGGGCUUGCUGGUUCUUGCAGUGAUGUCGUCAUGGUCAAUUCUUCUUGGACGCUAAACCAUAUUCUCUCACUGUGGAAGGUUGGGAAUUGCACUAAUAUUGUUUAUCCACCUUGUGAUGUGCAGACAUUUCUGGACAUUCCCUUACACAAGGAGAAGACAACCUCAGGACAUUUACUGGUUUCGAUCGGCCAGUUCAGGCCUGAAAAGAAUCAUCCUUUGCAGAUCAGAGCCUUUGCUAAAUUGCUGAAUAAAAAGGAGGCUGAGUCACUUCCUCCACUUAAACUUGUCCUCAUUGGAGGCUGUCGUAACCAAGACGAUGAACUUAGGGUAAACCAACUGAGAAGGCUUUCUGAGGACCUAGGAGUUCAAGAAGACGUGGAAUUUAAAAUAAACAUUCCAUUUGAUGAAUUAAAGAAUUACUUGUCUGAAGCAACAGUUGGUCUGCAUACCAUGUGGAACGAGCAUUUUGGGAUUGGAAUUGUUGAGUGUAUGGCAGCCGGCACGAUUGUCCUUGCACACAAUUCAGGGGGCCCGAAGCUCGACAUUGUCGUCCCUCACCAAGGCGAGAGAACUGGGUUUCUGGCUGAAAGUGAAGAAGACUAUGCUGAGACUAUGGCCCAUAUUCUUUCCGUGUCUGCGGAAAAGAGACUCCAAAUCAGGAACAAUGCUCGUGCAUCUGUAAGCAGAUUCUCCGAUCAGGAGUUUGAAGUGACAUUCCUAACGUCUGUGGAAAAGUUAUUUCAGUAAUUCCGUAUCUGUACAGACUAGAGAUAUUUUAUAUAAGAUGGUUAGAUACCUUCAUAUGUUAAUAUUUUUCUAAACUCAUUCCCUAUUGUAAUAAAGUUAGUCUAAGCAAGGCCCUCAGCAGUAUGUAUAUAACCAAGGUAUUUAUUUCAGUGGAAACAGGCAAAAUUACCUAAGUGGAAAAGGUAACCUUAUAUAGUUUAAAUAUAAAAAUCUUAGACUAGCGUUUGGUCUCAAAUUCUGAAAAAUAUGGGUCUGAAAGAAAAAAAUGAACAAUCUUAAUUUUGGUAUAAUCCAUAUUUUUAAAAUACUAUUUAUCAAAUCACUUUACUUUAGAAACCAGGAAAGAGAAUUUCCUUUUAGAAAAAAGGAAAUAUUGGGAAAGAAAUGGGUGAUUGAUAAUUGAUUAGUACUUUAGAAUUAUUUUGACAUUUUUGGAACACAGAAAAAUUCUGGUACGUUUAAAUUCAAGCAAUAUUGUGGAUUAAAUUUUUGAAUCUAUCUAAUGAUCCUCUUAAAAGAACAAAAACUUUAAGCAGACUUAAUCAUGUUCUAAAAGCAUGUAGUCAAAAGACAGGCUCACUGUGAUUGCUCUAUGUGUGUGCGUGGGCAUGUAGAGAUCAGGGUACUGCCAGUAAUCCUUUCCAUUAACUAGGUAUUUGUGAAAAUAGUUUUAUGUUUAGUGCUAUCAGUACAUUUUUUGGACCUCUCAUUAUCCCUUAACAUUUUCAUGUCCCAGAGGCUAUAAGUCAGCUUUUUGAAGUCAUUCAAGAGGUCUGAGUCAGAACAUCGUGGUAAGUUGUUUUUCUGAUAUUGAAGAUAUAAUAUUUGGAUCCAUCCACAUGGUCUCUGUAAUCAGCAUCAUGCACUGUAAGAUAGUGAGGUGGCAUUUUGAAAAGAGCACUGGACUAGCAGUAGAAUAGCUGGACCUGACCUCAGCUUCAUCAUUUACAAACAUCUGACCUUUUGACACUAAAGCUGCUUCCUAAUCUUCUGAGUGUCAGCUUCUUUCUCUGUAACCUGGAGAUGGUAAUGGCUGUCCUCACUGCCUUUCAUAGUUGUAAAGAAAACAGGGAACACAGAAAGUAUGUGAAAGUACUUUGAAAAUUAUAAAAGUUACUUUAAAGGUAACAAUAUAUAGUAAAUGUCUUCUAGAAUCCUAUCUUUAUCAAUGCAUUACGAUCCUUUGUAGAUUCUUGUUACUAAGCCAGUAACUAGGAAUCAGUAUAAUUUAACAGGACUCCUAUCCUGAAUAACUAGCAUGGAAAAGUGAAUAUAUACAUGUGCAAAUAUGGCUGUUGAGCCUAUAACUUUUGACAUUUUCUGUGUACAUAAUCAGUUCCUUCUAGUUCAGUAAAUUGACCUCCUUCACAGUCUGAUACACCUUUGUGUUACGGGCAUGUGAAAGAGGUACAUUUUUCCUUUCCAGUCUCCUCUUGUCCAUUCAUCAAUCCACCCAGCUUCGUUAUCUGCUUCCAAUUACAUUAUUGAUUCGUCUGCAGGCCAUCUUCUGUCAUCAGAUCAAAAAGCACCAAAACAGAGUCCCAGGAUGUUCUGACACACCAGAGUAGCUUUGUGUUGGAGAGUAUUCAAUUUAGAAAAGAAAAACUGGUGGAAAUUGGAGCUGGAAGGAGCCCUACAAAUUCUCUAGUCCAAUUUUCUCUUAUUUUCAACUUUACAGACAGGAACAAUUUAAAGAACUUUGAUUCUGUCAGUAUCACAAAGUUGUUUAAUGACAAAAUCAGGAUUACCACCCGGGGUUCUGACCCCCCAGCCCGGUGCUUUUUCUUAUAGCUAGUCUUUGAAGUAAGAUUCAUUACCAUUGUCCACUCACCCUACCCAUCUACCCAAAGAAAAUCAUGGGACUGAAGAUAAAGAAAUUGAAAUGGACAGAGCAAAAGUAGAGGAUAUAGGAAAGGAAGAAAGGAUUCUGAAAUUCCACAAAACAUUUUUUAAGCUAAUUUCUUCGAAAUGAUUUUCAUUUAUCACAAACCUAUCAGUAGAAAAUUUGCAUAUGUUUCCUUUCAGUGUUCCUAAUGUGGUGUUAAAUGUUUGUUUGUUUCUGAAUACUUGAUACCAUGAAGAAUGUCAAAGCAAUAUGUCAGCUACUGUCUGCCUGGAGAAAUUGAGUGACUAUUAAUUCCUGUAAGACACUGCUUUUGAGUGGUCCAAACAUGCUGUUUUGAACCUACAGCAGUGGUGAUUCACAUUCUUAUUUCCAGUUGUGCAUAACAAACUACAUGUUACAUGUUCUUUGUAUAGUAAUUAUUUGUAUCUAAAUAUGAUUUAGAUUUAAUAGGUACAAAGUCUGUAUCUAAAUAAGAUUUAAAGAAGUGGUUUUAUUAUCUUAGAUACCUUUCCCAGUACAGUGCCUUUACACCCCUCAUGUAGUCUCCCAAUUCUGAAUUAUUUAUUAUCUACUGCUAAUAUUCCCAAGCUCCACAUGCCAAGAAUUUUUUUUAAAGAAAGAAAAAAAGUUUUUAAAGGCAAAACAAAACUGUUUUGCCUCUUGUACCCAAGAAUAGGUUGUCAGGUUUAAUAGAU